AAAAAACACCACCGCCAUCUCCCUCCCACUACAAGUCUGCAACCCGAGCCUCCGGCGGAAGCCUCCCCUUCCCCCUCUCCAGCAGCAGCACUCGCACACACACGCUUCCCCAAGCCAAGCAAGCAGCCACCUUUCUUUCCUUCCUUUGCCCCUCCUCCCUCCUCUCCUCCAGCAGCUACUCAGAUCCAAGAAGCGGAGCACCACUGUCGCCAUGCCGCCCCGGCUGCCACUCUGCGUGGCGGCCCUCCUGCUCUGCUGCCUCUCGCUCGCGUCCUCCGAGCCGGACGCAGACAAGGUCGCGCUGCUCGACUUCCUCGCGGGGGUGGGCCGCGGUGGCACCGCCCGCGCGCGCAUCAACUGGGCUUCCACCCCGCGCGCCUGCGGCGGCUGGACGGGGGUCACCUGCAGCGCCGACGGCUCCCGCGUCGUCGCGCUGCACCUCCCGGGCCUCGGCCUCUCGGGCCCCGUGCCGCCGCGCACGCUCGGACGACUCACCGCGCUGCAGGUGCUCAGCCUCCGCGCCAACAACCUCUCCGGCCCCUUCCCCGACGACCUCCUCGACCUCGUCGCGCUCACGGGGCUCCACCUCCAGCGCAACGCCUUCUUCGGCGCGCUGCCGCCGGGGCUCUCGCGGCUGCGGAGCCUGCAGAUGCUCGACCUCUCCUUCAACGGCUUCGACGGGAGCCUCCCCGGCGCGCUGUCCAACCUCACCCAACUCGUCGCGCUCAACUUGUCCAACAACUCGCUCUCCGGUCAUGUCCCUGACCUCGGCCUCCCGGCGCUCCAGUUCUUGAACCUCUCCAACAACCAUUUCGACGGCCCCGUGCCCAACUCCUUGCUGAGGUUCGCGGAUACCGCGUUCGCUGGGAACAACAUGACGCGGCCUGCGCCGGUGUCGCCGGUGCUCCUGCCGCCCUCGCUGUCGCCGCCUGCGGCCGGCGCGCCCGCGAAGAGGCGGCUGCAGCUCAGCGAGGCGGCCAUUCUCGCCAUUGCCGUCGGCGGGUGUGUCCUGGUGUUCGCUGUCGUCGCGGUGCUUCUGAUUGCGUUUUGCAACAGAGAGAGCGGCGAUGAGAUGAGAAGUGGGGCGUCUGGGAAGGGCGGGGAGAAGAAGGGGAGGGAGUCGCCGGAGUCCAAGGCGGUGAUAGGCAAGGCUGGGGACGGCAACCGGAUGGUGUUCUUCGAGGGUCCGUCGUUGGCGUUUGAUUUGGAGGACCUGCUCCGCGCCUCUGCCGAGGUUCUUGGGAAGGGUGCGUUCGGGACGGCGUACCGGGCGGUGCUGGAGGACGCGACGACGGUGGUGGUGAAGAGGCUCAAGGAGGUGAGCGCCGGGCGGCGCGAGUUCGAGCAGCAGAUGGAGCUGGUCGGCCGGAUUCGCCAUGACAACGUGGUGGAGCUCCGUGCGUACUACUACUCCAAGGACGAGAAGCUGCUUGUGUAUGAUUACUACAGCAGGGGAUGUGUUUCCAACAUGCUUCAUGGGAAGAGAGGAGAGGACAGAACACCUUUGGAUUGGGAAACCAGGUUAAGGAUAGCCCUGGGAGCAGCACGAGGGAUCGCACACAUUCACACCGAGAACAAUGGGAAAUUUGUUCACGGCAACAUCAAGGCCUCAAAUGUCUUCAUAAACAGCCAUCAAUGCGGCUGCAUCUCAGACCUUGGUUUGGCAUCACUGAUGAACCCGAUCACCGCAAGGUCCCGUUCUCUAGGGUACUGCGCGCCAGAGGUCACCGACACAAGGAAAGCAUCACAGUGUUCAGACGUCUACAGCUUCGGCGUCUUCAUCCUCGAGCUCCUCACCGGGAAGUCACCUGUCCAGAUAACCGGCGGGGGCAAUGAGGUUGUCCACCUGGUCAGAUGGGUGCAGUCUGUCGUCCGGGAGGAGUGGACUGCCGAAGUGUUUGACUCAGAGCUGCUGAGGUACCCCAACAUCGAGGAGGAGAUGGUGGAGAUGCUCCAGAUCGCCAUGGCAUGCGUCUCGAGGACCCCUGAACUGCGGCCCAAGAUGCCGGACCUGGUGAGGACGAUCGAAGAUGUGCGGAGGAGCGACACCGGGACGCGGCCUUCGACGGAGGCGUCCACUCCGGCCAUGGAAGCAGCUCAGAACAGGGCAGAGAGCUCAUAUGCAGCCCCGUGAAUCCAUUCGGAAUGAUUCAUUGGAUGCUCAAAGCUGGUAUUUAUUAGUUGUUUGUUUUUGCACGGUAGGAGCACGGAUGAUCGAUCCUGUGUUUUGACGGGUGCUGUACCAUUCUUUUGUCUUAAGAUUCCAUGUUGCGAUAUUGUAACAGAAUGUCGAGUGGACAUGGUUUGCUUAUGCAGCAAUUGCUCACUGCUCAUCUCUCUAAGCAAGGAAAAACAACUGUCUGAUCUGUUAACACUUCAUUUGAUA
Molecule: messenger RNA, 2386 nt
Organism: Phragmites australis (common reed)
Lineage: Eukaryota; Viridiplantae; Streptophyta; Magnoliopsida; Poales; Poaceae
Product: probable inactive receptor kinase At4g23740
Exons: 2
Coding region: 212-2134 (640 amino acids)
Biological process (GO): protein phosphorylation
Molecular function (GO): protein kinase activity; ATP binding; protein binding
Source: RefSeq, a predicted model, not a curated record